Molecule: messenger RNA, 2907 nt
Organism: Paramecium primaurelia
Lineage: Eukaryota; Ciliophora; Oligohymenophorea; Peniculida; Parameciidae
Source: the annotation of a GenBank genome assembly
AUGUUUCAAAAGAACGCAGUAGAGUAUUUUCUUAAAGAAUUGUAGAUAUUUUUGGCACUCCUUUUGGGUAAUGAUUGUUGAUAUUGUAGGAUUAUAUUAAUCUCAAGGAAUUGAUUCAAUAAUACCAAUUAUUUUGAAUUCAAUAUUUGAGUUUGGUUACCUAUUCCUUAAAUAUAAAAAGAGUGAUCAUAUUAAAAAUGUUUGGAGAAUAAAGAUUGUCUUUAUUUUAAUUCAAAUUUCAAUGAAUAUUGAGAUGUGUCAAUUUUGUUUAAUAAUUGUUCAUUUAAUUGAAGAUGAUAUAAUUUAAACUUUUAUAUUAAGCACAGUGUUUCUAAUCAAUCUAAUACAAGAUUAAAAGUAUAAUUAUGUUACUGAAAUACCAUUCAAUUUAUUAUUUUUUUUUAAUGUGAUAUUUUGGAUUUGUUUGCUUUUAAUGAAAUGGAAAUCAAUUAAAUCUAAUGAAGCAUAUGUUGAGUAAACUUUCAAAUAGAAAUCAUUAGAAUGUAUUUAUUUAAUUAUAAUAUUUUAUAUAGUAAAAGAAUCAAUAAACAAUAGAGAUUUAAUAAGCAAAUCAAAUUAAUAAUAAUCAGUUAGUUAAGAAAUUAAUGCUAUAAAAAUGGAAUGUAAUGAAGAUGAAUUAAUUUUAUAAAAUGUAGCUUGGAUUCAAAAUUAAUCUGCUUUAGUCUAUAAUAAAAAGCUUAACAUAGUUUAUUAGAAUAUAUUUUUAGGGAAAUUAUUAAAGUAAUCAAAUUUGGAUGAUUAAUAAACGUAAUAGUAAUCAAAGCCAGAUUAUGAAGAGUUAUUUCUUGAUUGUUAGAUUUUGGUUGGAAGCAAAGAAUUAAUGGAAAUAAAUAGCAAUAAUAAUGAUUAAUCUGUUAAUAGCGAGUAAUUUAUUAUAUUGAUAUAAUUUAUAGUGGUUCAUUUUUGCUUAAUAGAGUGAAUGAUUAUCAUAAAUGCCGAAUGAAAUCAAUAUUGACCAUUAGAGAUUUGAGUUUGAUGAUGCAAAAUGAGAUCGAUAAGUAGUUUACUUGGAAUUAAAGAGAUGGCGACCGAGUAUGGUGACAUUGUUUAAAUUGAGAAGCGAUGUGUUCGAUUUUGAGAAUAUCCAAAUCAAGGCGUUUGUGAAUAAAGUCAAUGAAUCCUCAUUUUUAAUCUUUCUUUUUGAGUAGUAGCCACCUCAAAGAAAAAAAGAAGAAACUGCCUAACCAAUAAUAAAUGUGUUUUCAACAUUUGUGCAUGAAUCUGUAAGUUAUAUCAACUGUAUAUUAACAUUAAUUUUACUUACAUAACAUGAACAUGAAAAUACACACAAAAUUUCAUUAAAGCAACAUUAUUAUAUGCCUAUAAGAAUGAUGAGUUUAAGAUAUAUUCUAUUUGUUAAUAGUAUGAGAGAUUAUAUCUUUUACAUAUAGAAUUAGUUAUUUUUAAGAAUUUCAGCAUUUAAAGUUAAUGAUUUGAUAGAAGAAUUAUUAAUUAUUUAUGAAGAUAACUUAAAAAUUAGAGAUGUAAGUUUAACAACAUCUAUUGAUUUAAGUGAUAAUAAUUAAGUCAUAUUUAGUGAUUUAGAUAGAGUAAAAUAAUUAUAAUUAAUUAGUUAAAAUAAAUUUUAGCAUGUUUAUUCUCUUAUUGUUUGAAAUAUACAACUGCAUCAUAAUUAAAAUUAGAUAUUAAAAGCUAUACUGUUAGUGGUAUUAUGGUAUCUUUUAAAGACAGUAUGAUAGCUAAAGAUGAUAAUAUGAGAAAAUCAAUAACAAAUUUAGUUAGAUUACUUAAUUCUGCUCUUAAAAUGGCUUCAUUUUAUGAUGUUGAUCUUAACAAUCCAUUAGAAUUAUAGAUUUGUGUCAUUUUAUGUUGGUAAUUGUCUGGUACCUUCAAAAGAGGUCUUGAAUUUUUGUAUGAUAGUUAGGGAUAUGGUACCUUUACAUUUGUAAUUGAAUCAUAAACUAAUCAAUAAAGAAUGUAAUCUCGUUAAGAUACAGGUCCAAUUAAAAUUUUAGGGCAAAGAAAAUAUUAUGAAACAUCAUUAUCUUUAUUAUUAGCUUAAGAUAGUAGUGGUUAUAGAGAAGAAUCUAAGUAAAUCUACAUUUCUAUUUAGAUAUUUUUCAUUAACCUAAUUAUCAAAAUAAUUUUCAAUGAAACCAGGAGAUCCAUUUGAUGUUUAGAGUGCUUAUUUUUCUUAGAUUUCAAGAAUUAAAUAGGAUUCUUCAAAUUCAAAAUAAAUAUAAAAUUCUGGAUCAGUUCCUAAAUAAUCAAAAGAAUAAAGUAAUAGCUUUUCAGGAACUUGGAAAUAAGGAUUUCCAGAUACUAUAUAAUAACCUUAUAAAAAGACUAGAAAUGAAAAAAGUGAUUCUUAACAUGAUUCAAUGAAAACACAUUCUAAUUUUGAUUUUGGAGCUGAAAUGAGUAAUCCAUCUAUACAUCCUCCUGAAUUAACUCCAAAAUUAUUAUCAUCAGUAAUUAAAUAUAGAUUAAGAUUAACUUGCUGUGCUAAAGUUUUAAUUGUAGAUAAUGAUCAUUAUAGUGUUUUCUCAUUAUAAAAAGUUUUGGAGAAAUAUAACAUUAAAUGUGACAAGGCAUUUAAUGGAAUUGAAGCUUAAAAAUUAAUAUAGAAUAAAUAAAAUAAACCAUGUCAUUGUGGAAACAGAUCUUAUCUAUUAUUUUUUAUAGAAUUUUAUUUACCAGUAUAAUAAUAAAUAUAUUUAGAUUUUAUCGGGAAUAGAUUUAGUAAAAUCUUUAAAAGAAUAAAUGAGAAAUAGUAUAAUAGAUAAAGGAUAUGUGAUAAUAAUAGCUACAUUUGUAGAUUUGAAUUCAAAAUUGGAAUGUUUCAAGAAUGGAGCAGAUUAUUUCAUCACUAAACCAUUUGACUUGAUAGAUAUAGGUGCAGCAGUUUAAUAUUUAGAUUUUUGA